Molecule: messenger RNA, 820 nt
Organism: Sinocyclocheilus anshuiensis
Lineage: Eukaryota; Metazoa; Chordata; Actinopteri; Cypriniformes; Cyprinidae
Exons: 3
Coding region: 46-696 (216 amino acids)
Source: RefSeq, a predicted model, not a curated record
AAUGCAGUGGACACCUCAAAUGAGGAUAUUGAAGAUGCUGAGGAGAUGAUCAGUGCUGCUGAUGACGUCCACCAACAUUCACGUAGUAGUAUCAUCAUGGAAACCAACUACUUCUGGAGUUCAAAAAGAAUACCAGAGGAACUUCCAGUGGAUUUAACCACAGCAGAGAAGCCCGUUCCUGAAAACUUUGAACCACUAGAAGUACAGUGCCCAUACUGUCCUGGCCCAUCUCCUCCAGAUCUUGGAAACAAAAUACUCAUCACCCGGCAAGCAACUGUUUAUGGAAUAUUUAAACAGUUUAAAGGUGUUUCUGUCUUUGCCAAGGAGUGUCCUGUCUGCAGAAACUUGGUCCGGUUUCAAGAAUAUGAGAGUGGGUUUCACAACUACAAUAACAGAAUUUUUCUGUCAAUCCCUUUAUGCUCUCUUUUGACUGCUGGUGUUUCAAAUCAUAUUGCUGUGGGUCGUCUGUUUAGAACAAUCGAAUCCCAUUCAAGAACUGCUUUGCCAAUCAACAUGCUAAGAAAGGCAUUCUACCAUUUCAGUGCUUUAAGGCAGUACUCGUACAAUUUUUUUUGUUACCGCUGUGGUUAUCAUCCAUCCAUUGUCAUAGCAGCACCCUUUUAUUAUAUAAUUUCCAGUCAAUCUCAUGAGACGCCCGGACAUUCAGAAUAUUGGCCUCCAGGACACCCUCGUUAAUGUGGCAGCAAGAUGGGAGAACCUGGAAAAGGAGAUCAUUGCCACUGGAUUUUGUGACGGUACCAAUGAAAAUACCGUUUCAAUUGUUUAACAGUACUAUUGGCAUUGAUGUUAAUAAUGUGUC